This is a messenger RNA of Helobdella robusta, 537 nucleotides long. RefSeq lists its product as hypothetical. The record is from RefSeq and is a predicted model, not a curated record. The transcript is spliced from 4 exons. Bases 1 to 537 code for a protein of 178 amino acids. NCBI's taxonomy places the organism in Eukaryota, Metazoa, Annelida, Clitellata, Rhynchobdellida, Glossiphoniidae.
AUGUUGGCACCGGAGAGCACAGAAAAGUUUCUUAAACAAAUUUUUAUUGGAAGUCUAUUUUUCAGUCACCGAUUUUUUAGGAAAUCUUCUUCGGCCUCCACUCGGUCGACAAAUAUUUUUAUAUUUUUCAAAAUCUUGCUUACUCCGUCAAAGUUGUCUAGAUCCGCCAUUACAUUUAAUGAUCAGUUCAUUUCUAAUUAUGGAUUUGUUCAGAAAAUGAACGUUCUUGCACUGCACAUGCUUCAAUACAACAUCGGCACGUCGCUAACUGCAAAAGUUUUUCCAGUCCCAGUGGCAAGUUUAGUAGUCAUUACAACAUGUUUUAGAGGGGUGCACUCAGAUUAUAUAGAGGCAAGGAGAAAAGAUGACAAAGACGAAGAAGAAGAUAAUCAAAAUGAUAAUGAUAAAGAUGAUGUUAAAGAAGAUGAAAAUAAGGAACGCGAUGACGAAGGAGAAGAUGACGAUGAUAAAAAUGAUAGUUAUUGUAAAGAAUAUGAUGAUGACGAACAAACAGAUGACGAUGCCAAUAAACAAUGA